AUGGAGCCUCGCAGCCCUCCGUUCCUGUUGGAACGGCAGCUCCGCCAGCGCCCGUCCGCCAUCGCUCUACUCAAAUCCAGACUCAAACAGGGCGUGCACUGCUCCACGCCGCGCCUGCGCUCCACCCUGAGCGGCCUGUUCCCUGUGGUGCGCUGGCUUCCAAAGUACAGGCUCCGAGAGUAUGUGUGGGGCGACGUCAUGUCUGGGCUCAUCGUGGGGAUUAUUCUAGUGCCACAGGCCAUCGCGUACUGUCUGCUGGCCGGAGUGGACCCAAUCUACGGCCUCUACACCUCCUUCUACGCCAACAUCAUCUACUUCCUCAUGGGAACGUCUAGACAUGUGUCAGUGGGGAUCUUCAGCCUCAUGAGCUUGAUGGUCGGGCAGGUGGUGGACAGGGAGGUGUUCAAGGCCGGCUUUGACACCAGCGAAGACUCAAAAAUAUCUCAGCUAGACAUGUUCAACAGCACACUGGACGUUAACAUGACCACGAAGACGAUAGAGAUGUUUGGAGUUCCGUUUGAGAAAGAGUCUUAUGCCAUUCUGGUGGCGGCAACGCUCACUUGUCUGGCUGGCAUUUAUCAGGUGCUAAUGGCCGUGUUCCGCCUGGGCUUCGUCUCUGUUUAUCUUUCUGCUCCGAUGCUGGACGGCUUUGCCACAGGCGCCUCCUUCACCAUCCUGACCGUUCAGGCCAAGUACCUCCUGGGCCUGAAGAUCCCACGUCACCAGGGCCCUGGGGUGGUGCUCUUCACCUGGUUCAACAUCUUCGCAAAUAUUCACAAUACCAACUUCUGCGACCUGAUCACCAGUGUCAUUUGUAUCUCCGUUCUAGUGGCCGGUAAAGAGCUGCAGGAGCGCUACAAAGACCGGCUGAAGAUCCCUUUGCCCACGGAGCUUGUGGUGGUGGCAGCUGCGACUCUGGCCAGCCACUUCGGAGACCUGAACAGUAAAUACAGCACCAGUGUUUCUGGACACAUCCCCACAGGCUUCAUCCCCCCCAGAGCCCCCAGCCUCCACGUCAUGCCUCAAGUCGCUCUGGACGCCAUUCCAAUCUCCGUCAUCAGUUUUGCCUUCACCGUGUCGCUGUCCGAGAUGAUGGCUAAGAAACACUGCUACUCCGUGCGGCCGAAUCAGGAGAUGCUGGCGAUCGGCUUUUGCAACAUCAUCCCCUCGUUCUUCCACUGCUUCACCACCAGUGCUGCUCUGGCCAAAACCAUGGUGAAGGACUCCACCGGCUGCCAGACACAGGUCUCCAGUCUCAUCAGUGCCUUCGUGGUCCUCCUCGUGCUGCUGUUCUUUGCUCCCUUCUUCUACGCUCUUCAGAAGUGCGUCCUGGCCUGUAUUAUCAUUGUCAGCCUGCGGGGGGCGCUCAGGAAGUUCAAGGACGUCCCGGCAAAGUGGAGAGCGAGUCGUGAGGAUGCUGUGGUCUGGCUUGUUGCCAUGACAGCCACGGCGCUCAUCAGUGUGGAGCUGGGACUUCUGGUGGGAAUCGUGUUCUCCAUGUUUGUGGUCAUCUACAAAACUCAGAACCCAAAGGUCUCUCUUCUGGGACGUGCCAGCGACUCGGACCUUUACGAGGACAUGGACGAGUACAAAAACCUGCUGGCCCCGGCCCGUGUCAAAGUCCUGCGCUACCAGGCUCCUCUGUACUACGCCAACAAAGACGCCUUCCUCAAAGCUCUGUACAAGCGCGCUGGAGUGGAGCCCUUCCUGGAGCUGACCAGGCGGAAAAAGCAACAGAAAAAAGCCAAGAUGUCCACCAAGCAGGCCAACGAGGACAAAAUGAACGGGGAGGUCGUGGUGGGGCUCAUUCAGAACGAGCUGGACUUUCACUCGAUAGUUCUGGACUGCUCCUCUGUGCCGUUUGUCGACUCGUCCGGUCUGGCAACGCUAAAAUCACUGGUCAAAGAAUACAACAACAUUGGGGUUGGCGUGUGUCUGGCUUGUUGUAAUACAUCAGUCAUAGACACGCUGCAAAAGGGAGAGUUCUUUGGUAAAAAUGACCAGCACAUGGGUCAGUUGUUGUUCCACACAGUUCACGCUGCAGUGGAAUACGCUUCUGCACCCAAAGCAGCAGAAGCAGAGAGCAGGGCGGCCGUGACUGCGGUUUAA
Knipowitschia caucasica is the source of this 2109-nucleotide messenger RNA. The record is from the annotation of a GenBank genome assembly. Lineage: Eukaryota; Metazoa; Chordata; Actinopteri; Gobiiformes; Gobiidae.